Messenger RNA from Hyalella azteca, 480 nucleotides. RefSeq lists its product as uncharacterized. NCBI's taxonomy places the organism in Eukaryota, Metazoa, Arthropoda, Malacostraca, Amphipoda, Hyalellidae. The transcript is spliced from 2 exons. The record is from RefSeq and is a predicted model, not a curated record. The coding region runs from base 1 to 480 and encodes 159 amino acids.
AUGGCCGCUGUCGUCACGACGUUCCUGGAGUGCAGACCGUGCGCCCUCACCAGACCGAGCGCCCUGACCAUGACUGACUUCAGGAGAACCAAGACACAAGAUCCCUCUGACCAACCCCACACUCCCGCAUUACAACUACCACACUCCCGUAUCCCAACUACCACACUCCCGGAUCCCAACCACCACACUCCCGUAUCCCAACCACCACACUCCCGUAUCACAACUACCACACUCCCGUAUCACAACCACCACACUCCCGUAUCCCAACUACCACACUCCCGUAUCCCAACUACCACACUCCCGUAUCACAACUACCACACUCCCGUAUCCCAACUACAACACUCCCGUAUCCCAACUACCACACUCCCGUAUCCCAACUACCUCAACUACCACACUCCCGUAUCACAACUACCACACUCCCGUAUCCCAACUAACAUAACCAUAACUCAAAAAGCGUUUAAUGGCCAAAAGAGACGCUAG